UCAGCUUCCGGGAAAAAAACGGGCGCCUUCUAUUGCCCGUCGCUCCGUGACGACAGCGGAGCGCGCCUGCUUUCUGAGGUCCGCUAUAGGUGUAGUGCGGGGCUGGCGAGUUGGCUGGCUCCUUCUGCCUUGAACCUUCCUUGGGCUCUAACCCCACAGCGCAGGGCGCCGCGGCCAGGCUCUGAUGCUGGUCACUGUUAGGAGGUUAUUCACAGCUCUGCUGCAGGCUCGGAAGCAGCCCUUUCAGCCCUCCAGAGACAUGAGACUGGUGCAGUUCCAGGCACCCCACCUGGAGGGGCCUCACCUGGGCCUGGAGGCUGGGAAUGAUGGGGGGGUCAUUGACCUCAACGCAUUUGACCCCACACUCCCCAAGACGAUGUUGCAGUUCCUGGAGCAGGGAGAGGCCACCUUGUCAGUGGCAAGAAGAGCCCUGACAACCCAGUUGCCCAUCCUCCCACGGUCAGAGGUGACCUUCCUAGCCCCAGUCACACGGCCAGACAAGGUGGUAUGUGUGGGCAUGAAUUAUGUGGACCACUGCAAAGAACAGAACGUGCCUGUGCCCAAGGAACCCAUUAUCUUCAGCAAGUUUGCCAGCUCCAUCGUGGGGCCCUACGAUGCGGUGGUCCUCCCACCAGAGAGCCAGGAGGUGGACUGGGAGGUGGAGCUGGCCGUGGUCAUUGGAAAGAAAGGCAAACAUAUCAAGGCCACAGAUGCCAUGGCUCACGUGGCUGGCUUCACUGUGGCCCAUGAUGUGAGUGCUCGGGACUGGCAAAUGAGACGCAAUGGGAAGCAGUGGCUGCUGGGAAAAACCUUCGAUACCUUCUGCCCCUUGGGCCCUGCCUUGGUUACCAAGGACAGUAUAGCAGAUCCCCACAACUUAAAGAUCUGCUGCCGUGUGAAUGGGGAGGUGGUCCAGAGCAGCAACACCAGCCAGAUGGUGUUCAAGACAGAGGAGCUGAUAGCCUGGGUCUCCCGGUUUGUCACUCUUUACCCAGGGGAUGUCAUCCUUACCGGGACCCCCCCAGGUGUUGGUGUGUUCAGGAAGCCACCUGUCUUUCUCAAGAAGGGUGACGAAGUCCAGUGUGAGAUUGAAGAACUUGGCAGCAUCAUCAACAAGGUGGUGUGACAGCUUCCUCCCUCGAGCUCCAGCUAAGGUGGAGCCUCUGCUGUGCCACUUGGCCCAAUGCUGCUCCUCUAGGUAGGAGGAAGGAAGGUGGAGCUCCACAAUAAAUUCAAGUUGAAGCUUAGCUUA
Messenger RNA from Ictidomys tridecemlineatus (thirteen-lined ground squirrel), 1252 nucleotides. Its product is annotated as fumarylacetoacetate hydrolase domain-containing protein 2. NCBI's taxonomy places the organism in Eukaryota, Metazoa, Chordata, Mammalia, Rodentia, Sciuridae. Gene Ontology annotation, molecular function: catalytic activity. The record is from RefSeq and is a predicted model, not a curated record.